This is a messenger RNA of Varanus komodoensis (Komodo dragon), 7665 nucleotides long. RefSeq names its product SR-related CTD associated factor 1 (gene SCAF1). The transcript has 11 exons. The record is from RefSeq and is a predicted model, not a curated record. NCBI's taxonomy places the organism in Eukaryota, Metazoa, Chordata, Lepidosauria, Squamata, Varanidae. Gene Ontology annotation, molecular function: RNA polymerase II C-terminal domain binding. Bases 158 to 4630 code for a protein of 1490 amino acids.
UCCCCGCAGCAGGGCCGAGCGGAGUAAAAUGGCUGCCGCAGAGGCCGGGCCCGGACAGUAUCGGCGGCAGUGGCCGCACCUCCUCUUCUUGUGCUAAAGUGGGCGGGCGGAAGGGCCUAGCUUCCCGGUGGAGCCGGGCUUUGCAGCUCCUACAGACAUGGAAGAGGAGGAGAAUCGCCGCUCCCCAGUCAGGGAGGAUCCUGCACGAGGUGGUGAGAAGCCAACCAGUGAAUCUUCUCUUGAUUCGGAUUGGGACCAAUCAGGUGUCCUUGGUGCUGGCCAAGUUAUCAUUUUGAAAGCUUUGCAGCAAGCCGUGGGCAGUGGCUUGGCAGGUGAACUCCAAGAUCCAGCAAGCAAGAAAGAUGCUGAAUGUAAGCGCACAAGCCGAAGGAAGUGGUGCAGGAGCUCCAGAUCUGAAGGGCUUGGAGGAGAUUGGCUGGGAACUAGUGAUCCUGCAUUGGCCUGCGAUAGGAAUGGCCUGAUGGGUGAGGUUCUUGAGACUCCUUCUGGUGCGAUGCCUGCCUUAGCUGGAGUCUUGGAUUACUUGGAAUGGACUUGCCAUUUGCCCCAGGAAUUGGAGAGCUCUAUAGGGACCCAAGCAGUUUAUGGAGAUGAAACCAUGGAAGAAGUGGAGCUGGUGGCUGAGGUGCGGCUGGAGGAUGUCAGUGCCCUAUCAGGCAUCUUUAGAAGAAACCUGUCCUGGAGGAUGCAAAAGUCUGCUUGCCUUGGAUCAUCUGCACCCCGCUGGAGCAGAAGCAGACCCUGCUCCAUUGGCCACCCUUCCCUUUCAGAGCAGCCCCACCCCCUGGAACCACACAGAACUCUGCCUGUAAUGGACAAAGCUCCUUGGACUUCUGUUUUAGGCAGGCAUGGGGUUUCGCAGCCCACUAAAGCAGACAGGACUUCUCCUUCCCCUUGCUUGGGCAUGACUCUGGGCACAGGCAUGGGGGUAUCCAGUGGGGGGCAGCAGCGCCCACAGAAUGUUGCUGGCCGGGAUUCUGAAUCCCAGCAGCGAUCUCAACCACCCCCUGCAAAUUCCUUGGAUAAGGCUGAUUCCAGCACCUCCUCCUCAUCCUCUUGCUCUUCCUCGACCUCCUCCGUGUCCCGCCAUCAGGGCCUGCCUGGAGAAGGUGGCGGUGGCAGCUCAUCCAACCCCUGUGCCCCAAUGCGCUCCCCAGACUUAGAUAUUUAUGAUCCCUUCCACCCUACAGAUGAGGAUAACCUUAAUGGUGAUUUUGGGUUUGGUGACUCUCCUCACAAGGAGGCUGAAGGUGGACGGCAUGACCAGAAAUAUGACCCCUUUGACCCUACUGGUUCCAACCCCAGUUCCUCAGUUAGUACUCCUUCACCUGAGGAGGACGAUGAGGAAGAGGAGGAGGAGGAGGAGGAGGAAGAUGAUGACCACAACCAGCAUCCUCCAGACAUGUCCCACAGCAUCAGCCGCAUCUCGGAAACAUUGGCUGGAAUCUACGAUGAAAAUAGCUUGAGCCAGGAUUUUCCCAGCUCAGACAAAGGACAAGAAGAUUCAGAACCAGAAGCAGAAUCUGGCAGAGGUUAUGAAACUGAGGCUGCCUGUCCUCCUGAGCCCCCAGAGAGCAAAGAGCCUCCAGGUGCUGACUCUACCCUGCCUGAGGAGCUCCCACCAGAACAGGAAGAAUCCAAGGCUCCUGAACCACGUCGCCGGGUAUUUGUGGUCGACCUGGCCCCCAAAGGCCGCUUGGAUUCUGAAGCUAAGCCCCAGCUGGAGGGGAAGGUCUCCCUGGAAGUUGUGACUGUUGGAAAUGCCAAGCUAAGGAGUGGAGAGAAGGGAUCCAAAGGAGGUGGGCACCAUCGGGCUGGACGCCGGUCAUCAAUGGAAUGGGAUGGGAGUGGUGGCGGGGACUCUGAAAUCGAGGAAGGUGAGAUUGUCCAGCCAGAAGAUGAACGCUACAGUCCCAUUCGAUUGUUCCGUAGCAGGUGCCGGCCUGCUGAACAGCGCACUCUGCGAGUGGUGGAAGGUGACGACUUCCUCUCACUGCAUGCAGACUCAGAUGAUGAAGGAGCCUUACAGAUUGACUUUAGUGAGAGCCAACCUGACCCACGUUGGAAGGGGGUGGACUUGAGGCGGAAGAUCUUGACCCAGCGACGAGAGCGUUUCCACCGAGCUCCAUCACCCCUGCCUCCUCCACCACCUCCACCAGCCCCCAAGCGCCCUGCUUCCAAAUCCCAUUCUGGAUCUAGCUCUGGCUCAUGUAAGAAAUCCAAGCGAGAACGCAAAAGAUCACGAGAACGUAAGGCCUCAAAAACCAAGGAAUCGUACACCACCUCGUGGAACCCUAAGAAGAAAUCAAAGUCACGCUCAAAAUCUAAAGAGCGUCGGCACUCGCAUCACCGGGCCUCAAGGUCCCGUUCGCAUCACCGAACCUCCCGUUCAUGGUCACCCUCAAUCAGCACCAGCUUGUCCGCUGUCGGCUCCUCACACACAUCUGCCGAGCGACGCAAGAGUAGGAGAUCCAAGUCCAAGGAGAAGCGCCGCGGCCGUCGUUCCCGGUCACGCAGCAGCAGUCGGGCCCAUCGCAGUCGGCACAAAGACAAACAUCGGGGGGAUGGUGGUAGGAAGAAGAAGAAACGCUCCAGAUCUCGUUCACGUGAGAAGCAUCCCUCCCAUCGUUUAUCCAAAGACAAGGAACGGGAGGUCCACCUGCUGGAGGAACCCAAGUCUGAGAAGGGCUUGAUGGAGCGCCGGAGAGAUGCACGAACUGUGGUGCCUCCCUCUAUUCAGGACCUCAAUGACAAUGACCUCUUCACUAUCAAGAGGACCAUCACAGUCAACCAGCAAGAAAAAAUGGAGGGCCUGUUGGAGACACCUGAGCGAGCUAAGCGGGAGGUGCUUUACGACUCAGAAGGGAUGAGCUUUGACACUUGCUUCUCAGAUCGUGAGCCUGCCGAGGAAUCCAAAUUAGGUGGGGUGCGACUAACAGCCAAGGAGGACCCAGUCCCGUCCCGCAAGGACAAACGACCAGAGGAGGACACCAAACAGAAGGUGCCCAAAGAGAAAGAGCGCAAGAGGGCCUAUCUUGAGGACCGUCCUGGUGCCCGAGAUAAGUACAAAAAGAAGCUGAAGGAAGGACCUCCCUGUUCUGAACAACAGGAAUUGCCCAAGGCAGAAAAAAAAGCCCGACCUGAUAGGGACAAAACAGGGAAAAAAAUGAAAGCUGGAAGCCACAAGGAGAGUGGGAAGUUAGGCUCCAGCCGGAAGGUGAAGCUUCAGUCCAAGGUGGCUGUACUGAUCCGUGAGGGUGUGAGCAGCACCACUUCAGUUAAGGAGGUGGGCUCCAUCGGUGUCAAGUUUAGCCGUGACAAGGAGAGCCGCUCACCUUUCCUUAAAUCAGAAGAGAAGGUGUUGAUGGUUGGAGCUUCUGCAGCCAGUCAAGGUGAGAUGGCUGAUGUUAAGGAGCCAGGCUUCAAGCCCAAGAAAGUCAAAGGGCUGAAGACCAAGAUGGGGGUGAAGAAAUUGAAGGGCCUCAAGCCCAAGGGUGCCUCAGAGCCCAAGAAGAAGAAGAAACUCAAGGCAAAGACUGGGCUAAAGAAAUCCAAAGCUGACAGCUGCAGUCAAGGUGCAAGCAGUCCAUUGAGGGUCAAGGAGGAACCCUCGUGGUCUGGUUCAGAGAAAUCGGAGGGAACAGCCAAACCGCCAAGCCCUCAGCCCUUGGCCCCUGGCCAAGAACUCACACCUGAUUCCCAGACAGUGGACAGUAGUUGCAAGACGCCUGAUGUCUCCUUCCUUCCUGAAGACCCACCAGCUGAGCCACCCAGGGUACCAGCAGAUGAGCCAGAAGUGGACAGCUUGUCUGAGACCAAAGAGGAGCAGCCACUGCAGCAGCCACCCCACCCACCCCGCAGUGCACCCCAACCGCCCGCCCCCAUGUCGUGGAAUCUGCAGGGUGGGGUGGACUGCACCAGCGGUGUAUUGGCAUUGACUGCCCUGCUCUUCAAGAUGGAAGAGGCCAACCUUGCAAGCCGGGCAAAAGCCCAGGAGCUCAUUCAAGCAACCAAUCAGAUCUUGACUCACACCAAGCCCUCAUCGUCCUUGGGCCCUCCUCAGCCAUCAGUGCCACCUUCCCACCCACCUGCUUCACACCUGGCUGUGCCACCUGUUUCCUAUUUGCUUCAGAGCUCCCUGCCUCUCAGUGGAUGCAGCUCCACUCCUCCCACCCCAACUGGGGUGCUGCCUGGAACGUUAAACCAGGCCUCGGCAGGUCCUCCUUCAGCUGGCAUCUUUGCUUCUUCAUCUGGCACAGAUCUGGGUAGCACCAGCUCUGAAGGGCGUGGAGACAGCGAUAAGUAUCUGAAAAAGCUUCAUACACAAGAGCGGGCAGUGGAGGAAGUGAAACUUGCCAUCAAGCCCUAUUACCAGAAGAAGGAGAUCACAAAGGAGGAAUAUAAAGACAUCUUACGCAAAGCCGUCCACAAGAUCUGCCACAGCAAGAGUGGAGAAAUUAAUCCAGUCAAGGUGAACAACCUAGUGAAGGCCUAUGUCCAGAGAUACAAGUACUUUCGAAAACAUGGACGCAAGAUGGAUGAGGAGCCAGGCCCCCCCAAGGAAAUAGGGGGCCUGGACAAGUCUGGUUUGCCCAUGCCCCCACUUUGAUCUCCUAUGACCAGAGGGAAAAAAUCAGAAUGGCCCUUCUUUAUGCAAAUAGGCUUGGCUAAGCCCCCCAGCUCCCUCCUUUGCUGCGUGGGGCUUAUGGAAGGGAGGGUCAGGGAGACCCAAUUUGUUUGGGAGGGGUGGCAUUUGGAAAGUGUGAUUCUUGUGCAUCUGCUACCUGCCCCCGAUCCUACCCCCUUCCUCAAACACUUUUCAUAGUUUUAGGCACAAAUCAACUUGUGUUUUACCCUGUAAAUAGAGAUGGAAGAGGAUGGGGCUAAUUUUUAGUGUCAUCACUCCAAAAAUUCCCCAUGAUACAAUGGGUGGAUAUUAUUCCUCCCUCUCAACACUUAGUUUUUACUCAUUUAGCAUGUUUUUAAUUUGAUGGUUUUAUCCUUGCCCUCCCAGUCAGCAGUCCUGAAACAGCAGUACCAUGAUUGGCCCACAGAUGGCAGCAUCCUGCCAUAUGGGGUAGGAUAAGGCACCCCUCAUACCCUCCUCCCAGUUGUACGUUUGUCAUAUUCUUCCCCUCCCCAUUUCCCCUUCAUAAACUGCAUUUAGCCAUCUAAACCGUGCUCCAUCUCUGUGGUCCUUGAGCAAUGGGGGUCUAUGUGUUUUGUGGCUGGAGUUUUAUCUCCAAUCUGAGGAAUAAGAACAUUAGGAAGAUUGGAUUUGCUGCUACAGUUAUUUCAAGGGAGAUUGGCUUCAACUGUCUUUUAAAAGGGUGCCCCUUCAGAAUUGGUUGAGGUUUCCCCAUACAGGUGCCCAUGAUUUUCCUUAUCCUAGAGGUAGCUGCACUGAGGUAUUAAAUGAAAGGCUGGAAGGGCUGUUCGGCUGUGCAGCUACCAUGCAGGGGCUAUGCUGUGCUGCAGUCUCCUUCCUCCCAUUUCGUCCAUGCCUCUUCAUGAAGCCUGGGGCCCAAGGUUGUUUUUGUGAGGUCACCGAGUUAACGUGCUCCUUGUUUCAUAAAGCACCUCUGAGCCUAAUCAUGCAAUCUGCUGCCUAAGCUCUUCUGAAGUUGGAAUGGGUUCAGAAGAGGGCAACAAAAAUGGUCAGCAGUACAGAAAAACAGCCCUGUGAAGAAUGCUUAGAGGAAAUUGGUACAUUUAAGCCCCGAGAAGAAUGAAGAGGCAAACCACACUCUUCAAAGAUCCAAAGACCUAUCUCGUAGGGCUCUUUGUUGCCCUACGAUGCAGGAGAUGAGCUGCUAGGCUGAAAUCACAGGAGAGGAGGUUUUGGUUGCGUAUGAAGCCCAAGCACCUUGACAGUAAGAACAGUUUGACUAUGGAACCAACAACUGAGAAAGUUGAUGGGCUCUCCCUCACCAGAGGUCUCCACACAGAGGCCAGACAGCAAACUGUAGGGGAUGUGUUAGCUCUGGAUUUGCUGCCUCGUACAAAAUGUGGAUGCAGAACCUCAGGCCCAUGGGAUGAAUCCAGCCCAAUGGAGUUCUCCAGAAGGACACACUCCCAUCCUCCCAUGGAUUGGUGGCUUCCAAGCUUUUGUGCAGCCCCCCCCCCUUCUGAUACGGCUUUCCUAAGUUGUAAAGCUACAGACUAUAAGAGCUUUCAGUUGCAUAUGUUGGUAUUUUUGGCCCUGCCCACUACUCUUCAAAGUGGAGUUCCGCUCCGGCUGAAAGGUUCAGCAUCUCUGCCGUAAACGGCUUAAAUUCUGCCCCCGCCCCCCACACACAACUCUAUAAUUCUGUACACAACAGAGUUGCACUGGGGUGGAAGGAUACCUCCAGCAAAUGCCUGAGAUUAGGAUGCAAAUAUGAGGAAUUGUAUAACUGUCUGUAGAUCAAGCUGCAGGAUAGAAGGAAUGUGUGAAAGAUGUGGAAAGUGAGGGAAUGUUUGGCUGAUAGUCUGGAGUCGGUAAUGUAUAUAAAGCUACCUGUACUUCAGAGACUUUGUUACUGGAAUGCUAAACAGUUCCCAAAACAAUUGUCAGAAGCAGCAAGUGAAGUAUUUGUUUGGAAGGAGGGGCAGCCAUGUUUGCAGUGAAGAUGGCUUUUUUUGAUGCUUGAAUUUAUGGUUCCAGAGCAGGAAACCGAUACCUGAAUGGGACAGGAUAGCGUCUGAAUGGAGGGAAACUAGAGCCAAGAGCAAUCUGGCUGGGACAUAUUGGGAAAUGUAAUCCAAUGCUUCUGGAGAGCACCAGGUUACAGAAAAGCUGAGACAGACAAUCAGAGGUAAUCAUCAGUUUCUAUUCCAAGGUGGUUGUGGGUGCUAGGCCUUGACAACUCAGUUGUCAUUUCAGUGACUAUUCCUGGGCUGUUGGACAGGGUCAACCUUUUUCAGAGUGUGUCUUUCAGCAACUCCCUUCGCUCCAUGAAGCUGAUGGUGAGGUUCUAGUUGGAAGGCUGCAGGAGGGAGGGGUCAUGUGGAGGAGGGCUCGCCUGUAAUACUGCAAGAGCUGACUACUACGGGAAAGCAUGGGGUUGAACACAUGGUGAGAUUAGCAGAAUGGGAAUGCUGCCCAGGACAGAUGUGGGCCUUCAGUGAAUGUGUAUCACUUAGGUACGCAGCAGCCCUGGAGCAACUUGGUGUCUUCUAGUUCAGGGGGCUCCAUUUGCUUAUAAAAUCAUGCAUGGUGUGGACAAAGUAGAUGGAUGUCUUUCUCCGAGUAAAGAUACUAGAAAUCGAGCAUCAUCCAGUGAAACGGAUUCAUAAGGGAAUCAGGACAGAUGCAUCAGUCAGUGCAUAGUUAACCUCUGAGAUCUGUUAUCACACCAUACAAUAACCAGGCAGUGACUUAGACGGGCUCACUACCAAUAUCUGGAUACUUAAUGCCCUCUAACUCUUUUCAACUCUUUGCUGUUCCAACCGUCACAGUUAAGGUGGAUUAAGAACUGAAACACUAUACACAUCUUCUUCUCCCCACUCCAAGUUGUAUUUACAAAGUGCCUAAAUUAUUAGGCAUUUCACAAUAAGUGCCCUGCUUUUCAGGCUCACAAUCUGAAAUUAAAUAACUGGUUGUGUUUACACAUAAUGCUUGGCCAGGAAUCCUGGCUUAAUAAACCACAAUGUGAACAAGCA